Molecule: messenger RNA, 882 nt
Organism: Linderina pennispora
Lineage: Eukaryota; Fungi; Kickxellomycota; Kickxellomycetes; Kickxellales; Kickxellaceae
Exons: 1
Coding region: 1-882 (293 amino acids)
Biological process (GO): protein peptidyl-prolyl isomerization; protein folding
Molecular function (GO): peptidyl-prolyl cis-trans isomerase activity; RNA binding
Source: RefSeq, a predicted model, not a curated record
AUGGACACAAAAGGAAAGUGCAUUCUGUUUGUCAGUGGACUCGACCAGGAAGUCACAGAGCAGACACUGCAGGCAGCAUUCAUCCCGUUUGGCGAGAUCGUCGAGAUCAGUCUGCCGCCCGACACGGGGUCCAAGAACCGGCACCGCGGAUUCGGAUUCAUCGAGUUCGAGGAGUCUGGCGAUGCAGCAGCAGCAAUCGACAACAUGGAGGGGUCCGAGCUGCAGGGCCGCACAAUCACGGUCCGGUACGCGCGCGGCAACGCCAGCUCCCUAGGCGAGAUGCUGACAAAGGGCACGCGUGCGAUCUUCAACGAGUCGGCGUGGAUCGACAAGAACAUGCCGGGGAUGCAGCCCGCUGGCGCCAUGGACACAGCGACGCCGGUGGACAACCCGCAUGUGUUUCUGGAGUUUGCUGUGGAUGGGAAGCCAAGCGGGCGGGUGGAGAUUGAGCUGCGGCGCGAUGUGGUUCCUCGCACGGCACAGAACUUUCUGGCGCUGUGCACACGCGAGCGGUCGAUCGGGUACCAGGGAUCGAAGGUACAUCGGAUCAUUCCAGGGUUCAUGAUCCAGGGCGGCGAUUUCACCAAUGGCGACGGGACUGGCGGCAAGUCCAUCUACGGCAGCAAGUUUGACGACGAGAACUUUGCACUGAAGCAUGACGGUGCUGGAGUCCUGUCGAUGGCGAAUGCCGGACCCAACACCAACGGCUCGCAGUUCUUCAUCACACUGGACAAGACGCCGUGGCUGGAUGGCAAGCAUGUCGUCUUUGGACGGGUCACCAAAGGCAUGGAUAUUGUGCGGACAGUCGAGGCUCUGGGCGACAAGAACGCGCCCACGCAGCCAAAGAAGCCCAUCACCAUCUGCAACUGCGGCACUGUAUGA